CCACCCGCUGUGCGGGCUCUCGGCCGGUUCCGGUGCGCCCAUGGUCGGCGCUGCGGACCGGGAGGCUGGCCCGGCGGCUGCGGCGUGCUGAGAGGGCGGCGUGGGGACGAUGCGGGCCCCGCACGGUUGCUCCCGGCCUGGCCACCUUCUGGCUCCGGCCUUCUUCCUGCUGUUGCUGUCCGUUCUGAACGGGUCCGGGGCGGCGCUGUCCACGGCGGCCAGGGCGGCGCCAGGAUCCGGGCCUCCCGAGUCCGGGCCGCGCACACAGUCCCCGCUGCCUCCCGGCCCCACCGCUGCCCAGCCCCGGGGCCAAGCUCAGGGUGAAGCCGCCGGCCCUCGAGGCACGGAGGGCCGCAAUGGCAGCAGCCCCGGAGUGGGGCCUGAGGCGGAUGGCCUCGGAGGGAAGGCCGCGGAAGGCUCGGCCGGUGGCAGCUUGGCUGCUGUGAGCCCCAACCCUGGCGAGAAGCCCAUGACCCAGCGGGCCCUGACCGUGUUGGUGGUGGUGAGCGGCGCUGUGCUGGUGUACUUCGUAGUCAGGACCGUCAGGAUGAGAAGAAGAAACCGCAAAACUAGGAAAUAUGGAGUUUUGGACACUAACAUAGAAAACAUGGAAUUGACACCUUUAGAACAAGAUGAUGAGGAUGAUGACAACACAUUGUUUGAUGCCAAUCAUCCUCGAAGAUGAGAAUGUGCCUUUCAUGAGAAGACUUCAAAUUUCUACUGAAGAACAGUUUCUAUGUCUAAGGAAUAAGAAGCCACUCUGUGGAGGGGAGGGGAAUUUAAGUUGCAGACAUUUAUGACAACCUUUAAUUUGUUGUUACCGCAAUAAAUAUUGUAUCAUUUUGUUAUAUCUUUGUAUAUUUGGAACUGCUCUAUUAAUGGGCUCCAUGCUGUUAGGGACAAACUGUACUGUACUGAUUUUGCAUUUGAAAAUUAUUUUAAAAUGGUGUUUCUGAAGCGCUUUUGUUCCUUUUACCAUAUUAUUGUAACCUGUUCUCUUUGGAGUACUAAUUAGUUAUUGUUAAUUAUCUUGUUAGCAUCAUAAUUUAAAGAACUUUAAGCCACAACUAACUGGUAUGAAAAAAAUAAUUAAAAUUCUUCUUUACUAAAAAUUUCUCAUCUUUAUGGGGAAAGAAAGCCAAAUUUGUUAUGUUGUUUUUGAGUUUUUAAAUAGUAGUAAUUGUCUGUGCUAUUGUAUGCAAAAGAAUGAAUGUAAUUUAAAAUUAUUUAAAGUGGUACAGACAGAAUGUGUUUACAAAAUAAACACUCCAUUGUUAUAUAGUAA
Messenger RNA from Microtus ochrogaster (prairie vole), 1285 nucleotides. It is a transcript of the gene Fam174a, whose product is annotated as family with sequence similarity 174 member A. The record is from RefSeq and is a predicted model, not a curated record. Lineage: Eukaryota; Metazoa; Chordata; Mammalia; Rodentia; Cricetidae.